CUAGCGAUCCGCAUCUGCAGCCAUGGCUGACGCACCUGCCGCCGAGUGUAACAUCAAAGUGCUGUGCCGCUUCCGUCCUCUGAACCAGGCCGAGGUGCAACGGGGGGACCGCUUUCUGCCCACCUUUCAGGGAGACGACACGGUGAUCGUCGGGGGGAAGCCUUACGCCUUUGACCGGGUCUUUCCACCAAACACCACCCAGGAGCAGGUCUACAACACCUGUGCCAAGCAGAUUGUGAAAGAUGUCCUGGCCGGAUACAAUGGCACCAUCUUUGCCUACGGACAGACGUCUUCAGGCAAGACGCACACCAUGGAGGGCAAGCUGCAUGACAUCCAGCAGAUGGGCAUCAUCCCUCGCAUUGCCCAGGACAUCUUCAAUCACAUCUUCACUAUGGAUGAGAACCUGGAGUUCCACAUCAAGGUGUCCUACUUUGAGAUCUACAUGGAGAAAAUCCGAGACCUCCUGGAUGUGACCAAGACCAACCUUUCUGUCCAUGAAGACAAGAACCGAGUGCCAUACGUCAAGGGCUGCACCGAGCGCUUCGUCUCCAGUCCGGAAGAAGUGAUGGACGUGAUUGACGAGGGGAAGUCCAAUCGACAUGUGGCCGUGACAAACAUGAAUGAGCACAGCUCUCGCAGCCACAGCAUCUUCCUCAUCAACAUAAAGCAGGAGCACGUUGAGACGGAGCAGAAGCUGAGUGGCAAGCUGUACCUGGUGGACUUGGCCGGCAGCGAGAAAGUCAGUAAGACGGGGGCUGAGGGGGCCGUUCUGGACGAAGCCAAGAACAUCAAUAAGUCGCUGUCUGCCUUGGGCAAUGUGAUUUCGGCCCUGGCGGAGGGAACGAAAACCCACGUACCCUACCGGGACAGCAAGAUGACUCGAAUUCUUCAGGAUUCUCUAGGAGGGAACUGCCGGACCACCAUGUUUAUCUGCUGCUCACCAUCUGGCUACAAUGAAGCUGAGACCAAGUCCACGCUCAUGUUUGGACAAAGGGCCAAGACCAUCCGUAACACGGCUUCGGUCAACUUGGAGCUGACGGCCGAGCAGUGGAAGAAGAAGUUUGAGAAGGAGAAGGAGAAGAACAAGACCCUCAAGGAGGCCCUCCAGAAGCUGGAAAUGGAGCUAAACCGCUGGCGCAAUGGAGAGAACGUGCCCGAGACCGAGCAGCUGAGCAACGACAACGGCAAGGCGGAGAUUACCGACGACACGCCCGUCAAUGACAACGGCAGCUCAUCCAUCGUGGUGCGCAUCUCCGAAGAGGAGAGGCAGAAGUACGAAGAGGAGAUCCGCAAGCUGUACAAGCAGCUGGACGACAAGGAUGAAGAGAUCAAUCAGCAGAGCCAGCUGGUUGAGAAGCUGAAGGAGCAGAUGCUGGAUCAAGAUGAGCUCCUCGCGUCUACACGUGGGGACAAUGAGAAGGUGCAGACGGAGCUCGGCCGCCUGCAGGCAGAAAACGACUCCGCCAAGGACGAGGUGAAGGAGGUCCUGCAGGCCCUGGAGGAGUUGGCUGUCAACUAUGACCAGAAGUCCCUGGAGGUUGAGGAAAAGAACUUGCAGAACAAGCUGCUGGCCGACGAACUGGCCCAGAGAAUGGCUAACCUGAUCGCCCUGGAGGCCGAGCUUCAUCGCAUGCAGGAGCUGAGCAGCCACCAGAGGAAGAGGAUUGCGGAGGUGCUCAACGCGCUGAUGAAGGACCUUAGCGAAUUCAGCAGCAUUGUGGGAAAUGGAGAGAUCAAGCUGCCGGUGGAGAUCAGCGGGGCCAUUGAAGAAGAGUUCACGGUGGCCCGGCUUUACAUCAGUAAGAUCAAGUCGGAGGUGAAGUCCAUGGUGAAGCGCUGCCGCCAGCUGGAGAACCUUCAGGUGGAGUGUCACCGCAAGAUGGAGGAGACGGGGCGGGAGCUGUCCUCCUGUCAGCUGCUUAUCUCUCAGCACGAGGCAAAGAUCCGCUCCCUCACCGAGUACAUGCAUGUCGUCGAGCUGAAGAAGAGGCAGCUGGAGGACUCGAACGACUCGCUGAGUGAGGAACUGGCCAAGCUACAGGCUCAAGAGACAAUGCAGGAAAUCAGCAGCUCCGAAAAAGAGAAGGCCUCCGAGGACGCCGAGGAUGUUAAGAGGACCUUGGAGCUUCAGAUGGAGAGUCACCGGGAGACACACCACAAGCAGCUGGGCCGCCUCCGCGAUGAGAUCAACGAGAAGCAGAAGGUCAUCGACGAGUUGACAGACCGAAACCAGAAGUUGCAGCUCGAGUUGGAUCAGCUCCACAUCGACUUUGACAAACUGAAGAGCCAGGAGCACGCCAAGAGCAUCCAGCUGGAGGAGCUGACAUUUCUCCACGAGCGCCAUGAGCAGUCCAAGCAGGACCUUAAGGGCCUUGAGGAGACCGUUGCACGGGAACUCCAGACUCUUCACAAUCUUCGCAAGCUUUUUGUUCAAGACCUCACGACUCGAGUUAAAAAAAGUGCAGAACUGGAGCCCGAGGACAGUGGGGGGAGCAGCACACAGAAGCAGAAGAUAUCCUUUCUUGAAAACAACCUGGAGCAGCUUACUAAGGUUCACAAACAGCUGGUACGCGACAAUGCAGAUCUGCGCUGUGAGCUUCCAAAACUGGAGAAACGUCUUCGAACUACAGCUGAGAGAGUUAAGGCCCUGGAGGGUGCACUGAAGGAGGCCAAGGAGGGCGCCAUGAAAGACCGACGGCGCUACCAGCAGGAAGUGGAGCGGAUCAAAGACGUCAUGCGGUCCAAGAACCCGCUGCGGAGGCCUCACGCCGCCCAGAUUGCAAAGCCCAUCCGGCCAGGCCAUUACCCGGCCAGCUCUCCUCCAAGCUCCCUGGCAUUACGAAAUGGCGACAUGGUGGCCUACAGCAAUGCAUUCUUCCAGAAUUAUCAGCACAUGUAUUCACAGAAUUCCUUGAUGCACCAUCCUGACGCGCUGGUAGUGCCCAGUGUUGGCAGCAGCUCCACAGAGUCCUUGGAGGCCUAUCACAAGCUGAACAUCGAGAACGGUAAUGCCCCCGAUAUCAAUGAUAACAGAAGCGAUUUGCCUUGUGGCAUCAAAGCGGAAAAGCCCCUGGUGUAUGUGGCACAUCCGGAGACGGCCGCCAGCUAAUGGGCCUGAGCGCCGAAACACUUUGACGUCAGCAAUCAACCUCACAUCUGCCAUCUUGUAGUGCCUCCCCAAACUGUAGAUGUUGCGGCUCCCAUGCCUUCUCCCGCUGUAUCUCUUGAAGUUCUGUAUCUGCUGCUGCUUCGUUGCGUCACUUCACUGGACUGUCCUACGGGCGAGUGACAAGGCUACUGUGUCGGCGCCUCCACCGGUCACUGAGCAGAACUUUUGCUGGACAGACACGGCACAGGCGGAGACCUUUUAGCUUCUGCCCAGUGGCUUCUCUGCCAGCUCCACCGUGAUGGGACGCUGCGCCACGCCACGGGCUCUCUGCAUUUCGCCAGGAUUACGGAAUCGUGCUUCCUCUCUUUCUUCCAGACUCUUCCUCACUCGGGGGCUCACCGGCGCCCUCUGUCUUCUCUUACGUUAAAGGUAGCUUGCUGCUGGCAGGAGGCCCGCACCAGCAGUCUGUAGAUUUGUGCUGCAUGUUAUGUAACGCUCCGAGCAAAAAUAAAGACAACCUGUCACCAGCGCA
Molecule: messenger RNA, 3641 nt
Organism: Polypterus senegalus (gray bichir)
Lineage: Eukaryota; Metazoa; Chordata; Cladistia; Polypteriformes; Polypteridae
Gene: kif5ab
Product: kinesin family member 5A, b
Exons: 29
Coding region: 23-3109 (1028 amino acids)
Biological process (GO): microtubule-based movement
Molecular function (GO): microtubule binding; ATP binding; microtubule motor activity
Source: RefSeq, a predicted model, not a curated record